AUGUCGGUCGCCUCUGAUAUUCAAGUAAUUCGCCAUGGGGGCCGUGAUGGCUUCGAAUCUGAUUCAGCCUCCUCCGUCUCCUCUGUCUCCCGGCGCCGCUCUUACCGCCGCCGAAAGAGCUUCAGGGCGGCCAAAGAACCAUUCAAGAUCGAUGGCAAGGUCCCCGACGUAGUUCACACUCUUGAAUAUAUCAACCAGUGGGACAACUCCAUCCUUGGCAGUCGAUACAGCGCCACUGCUUUCAAGAAGAUUCCCGAGAAUCACUAUGAUGAUGCCGAUACCGACUUGGAUGCUGACUCUGGGCCUAUUGAGCGUCCAGUCCUGGAGAUCGUGACCAGUGUCUACUCUCGUACGAGCUCUCGCCGAGGCACACGUCCAAUGCCCCCUGGUCGUAGAGCCCCUGCCCCGUAUCGUGCCCGCGCUCAGGGCGGUGGCCGCCCAGUCACUGCGGCAUUCGACGCGGCGGAGUAUGGAGUCGAUGAGUACAACUCUGAGUUCGAUGAGGUUGAACCUAGGAACUCUCGGGGGCCUGAGACAACAGAGCCUCUCAUGAAGAUCUACUCGGAGCCUCUGAGAAACGCCCUCAGGGCUGUUGUCGCAUACUAUCCCUACGCAAGGCUAACCGACAAGGAACUCAAUAUUCCUGCUCCUUAUCGCGCAUUGUACCAUCAUCGUGACCAGUUGGCUCACUACCGUAAUAACCAGCCAGCCUCUCACACACCCGAGUACGCUGCCACCACCGCAAAGCAUAUCGACAUCCUUUUAUCAUUCCUAGACGAAGCCAACGGUAAGGAGAUCAGCCGUGAGGAGGACCGUCAUAAGAGACAGGUCCCCGUCGCUACAUUCGAGUACUUCUGGCUCCUUUUGAAGCCGGGAGAGGUCGUUUAUGCAAAGCGUUUCGAUAUCUGGACACCCUACGUUAUCAGCAACAUCCAAGGAAAUGAUGACAUCUAUCCCUCUUACAAUUACUACAGGGUGCAUGCUUGGCAUCUGGAGUCUAAUGGCUCCAAGGUUGAGCGUUUCAUGGAUACCUUCUCUGUGCCCCCCUGGCACGGGGAGCAGGCAAUCAGCAGUCUGCCUGUUGUCCCAGCCCGGUUCUGGAAAGAAGACCUGAAGGCACAGGGCGGCCGCUCUAUGAGAGAGAAGUGCAUCUCUGAAGGAAAACUCUACUGGGACCUCCUCAAGGGGCCAGCCUACAUGGAGUAUGAUGGUUUCCUUGUCACUUCAGGCUCAGGCAGUAGAUUGGCCAGCGGGCCGACUGGCUUCAUGUGUGGCCGUGUCAUCUGUGAUGCUGAGGGCUUCAGCAAGUACUCCAACUACAACAACGAUAUGGUUGCGGCACCUCCUCCGCCUCAUCGAACUUUCCCAGGCGCACGCCGCCCAGCACCACCACCAAGCAAGGACCAUCUCCCCAAGUCACUGCCUCGAUGCCCAUGUGAGAUCUGCAUCGAGAAUGCCCCUAAGGAUACACCCCAUGACAGCCCCUACACCAGCUUCGAGGACCUCGACCCGGUGACUGAUACUCCCCCGGACAGUGAGCUGUUCUAUCUCGUACUUAGCAAUACCAUCCCAGCCUUCAUCUUGGGCCAGCGUCGCUGGGGCCACCUGAACCUUGAGUACAUCAAGCCUGUCAAGACUGACAAGGAGGCUUUCAAGUACCUGGUUCUCGACGACGAAAUCAAGCUCACUGUCAAGGCCCUUAUUGGGAAAUUCGCAGCUGGCAUCGAUGCCCCCAUCACUCCCUGGGGUAACGACUUUGUGAAGAACAAGGGCGAAGGCCGCAUCUUCCUCCUCCACGGAGACCCCGGUGUAGGAAAGACCUGCACGGCCGAGUGCAUCGCCGAGCUGACCAACCGGCCGUUGAUCUCCUUGACCAGCGGUGACCUCAGCGUCAAUUCAUACCACGUCGAGCACAAACUGAGCUACUUCCUCGAACUCGGCCACCGGUACGGUGCUCUCGUCCUUCUCGACGAAGCCGACGUCUAUCUUGAACGCCGCAGGUCCAAGGACAUCUCCCGAAACGGACUUGUCUCCGUAUUCCUCCGGGCUCUCGAGUAUUACCGUGGUGUACUCUUCCUCACAACCAACCGUGUCCAGUCCUUCGACACCGCCUUCCUCAGCCGUAUCCAUGUGGCACUCCACUACAAGAACUUGACCGAUGAUGACAGGGAGCGCAUCUGGACCAACAACUUCGAGCGUCUUGACCGGGACUCAUCCGGAAAGGUCCACGUAUCCGUGCCGGCGCGCGAGUACAUCUGGAACAGCCGCGAUGUCCGCAGCCUGGGCUGGAACGGCCGCGAGAUCCGCAACGCCAUGCAGACGGCCCUCGCCCUCGCCGAGAACGAGGCCAAGGAGGACAGCCUGGAGCUGGUCACCAUCUCCGAGAAGCACAUGCGUGCCGUUGUCAAGAUCAGCUCCGGGUUCAGGGACUUCAUCAAGACCUCGGCCCCGCUCAAUGGAGGGGAGUAUGAGCUCUCCAGCGAGGACGAGGCAGAUUCUGAGAGAGAGUACUCGGAUGCGUGA
This is a messenger RNA of Clonostachys rhizophaga, 2523 nucleotides long. The record is from the annotation of a GenBank genome assembly. NCBI's taxonomy places the organism in Eukaryota, Fungi, Ascomycota, Sordariomycetes, Hypocreales, Bionectriaceae.